CUAAGCUAGCCUGUUUCUGUCUGGUCGGACAGGGGUUAGACUGCUAAGCUAGGCUAGGCUAAGCUAGCUUGUUUCUGUCUGGUCGGAGCGUAGUGAGACCUGCCAUCAUGCAGGACCUGAUAGCCACCGUGGACCACAUCAAGUUUGAUCUAGAGAUGGCUGUGGAGCAGCAGCUGGGGGCUCAGCCUCUCCCUUUCCCCGGGAUGGACAAGUCCGGGGCUGCUGUGUGUGAGUUCUUCAUGAGAGCAGCCUGUCUCAAAGGUGGGAUGUGUCCGUUCCGUCACAUCAGUGGGGAGAAGACUGUGGUGUGUAAACACUGGCUCAGAGGACUCUGUAAGAAGGGAGACCAGUGUGAGUUUCUACACGAGUACGACAUGACCAAGAUGCCUGAGUGUUACUUCUACUCCAAGUUCGGUAAGAGAGACCUCAGACAUCACGAUGAGAGAGACAACACUACAUAAAGAGAGACCUAAAGACAACAACACUACAUAG
Messenger RNA from Oncorhynchus gorbuscha (pink salmon), 492 nucleotides. RefSeq names its product cleavage and polyadenylation specificity factor subunit 4-like. The transcript has 3 exons. Gene Ontology annotation, molecular function: metal ion binding; RNA binding. The record is from RefSeq and is a predicted model, not a curated record. Lineage: Eukaryota; Metazoa; Chordata; Actinopteri; Salmoniformes; Salmonidae. Bases 108 to 461 code for a protein of 117 amino acids.